AUGAUCCGCUCGCGCACCUCCAGGCUCGCCGCCUCCGCCCUCGCCAAGCGGCAGUGGACGUGCCCGGCAUGCCUCUCCAGGCGCAGAUACUCCAAGCAGCCCGAGAAGCGCGAGCCGCCCGACCACCGCAAGCUGGGCAACCAGCAGGAGCUCUUCAUGACCUCCGUCUACAGCCCCGGCUCGCCCAUUUUCCUGCCCAACGGCGCCCGGAUCUUCAAUCGGCUGGUGGAGUUCCUGCGGAAGCAGUACGUGCGGUAUGGCUUCCAGGAGGUCAUCACGCCGACCAUCUACAAGAAGUCGCUGUGGGCGAAGUCGGGCCAUCUCGAGAAUUACGCGGACGACAUGUACUCCGUGACGGGCAACAAGCGGGCUUCCGACUUGGGGGCAGCGACGGGGUGCUGCGGAACCGAUCAUACCAAGGGCCAAGAGGGAGCUGAAGAGGAGGACGAGGACGACGACUACGGGCUGAAGCCCAUGAACUGCCCAGGGCACUGCCUCAUCUUCGCAUCGAAGCUGCACAGCUACAGAGACCUGCCGGUCCGAUACGCAGACUUCAGCCCCCUCCACCGAAACGAGAUAUCGGGCGCCCUGUCGGGACUGACCCGCGUGCGCCGCUUCCACCAGGACGACGGCCACAUCUUUUGCAGGCCGAGCCAAGUCGAGGACGAGAUCGGAAAGACGCUCGACUUUGUCAAGACGGUGUACAGCGUGCUGCGUCUGGGCGUCAGCUACCGCCUCGCCCUGUCGACGCGACCAAAGGACCACUACAUUGGCACGGAGGAGGAAUGGGCGCGCGCGGAAGAUAGCUUGAAGCGAGCGCUCGACGCCUCGGGCAUGGACUGGACCAUCAACGAGGGCGACGGCGCCUUUUACGGCCCCAAGAUUGACAUUGUGCUCAAGGACUCGGAGGGCAAAGAGCACCAGACGGCCACCAUCCAGCUGGACUUUCAGCUGCCGAAGCGCUUCGAGCUGGAGUACCAGGCUCCGGCGCCCGAGUACGAGGCUCGUGGGGAGACGACUACCGAUCCGGAGCUUCUUGCUCAGUAUGGCCCCGUGAGGCCGGUCAUGAUUCAUCGUGCGGUUCUGGGGUCUGUGGAGCGGCUGUUGGCGCUUCUGAUUGAGAAUUACGACGGGAAGUGGCCGUUUUGGCUGAACCCGAGACAGGCCAUCAUCUUGACGGUCAACACGUCGGAUCCGGUCGUUGAAUGGGCUGACCAAGUGCGUAAUGUCCUCCUAGGCAUCAAGAAGCUGGAGGCCAAUGACCUGCCCUCCAUGGAGAGCCUCACGGGGCAGACGGGCUUGGCGGUAGACAUGGAUACAACGGCAAGGCCCUUGGGAACCAAGAUUCGGGAGGCCCUCACGAGUGGCUAUGGUCUUGUCCUGGUGGUUGGCGAGCAAGAUGUCAAGAACCAGCAGGUCAGCCUGGGCAAAGAAAGACUGAGCCCGCUUGAGCUGCGCGAUAGAAUGCUUCGCAUGGUUGAUACAUUUGAAUGA
Molecule: messenger RNA, 1494 nt
Organism: Trichoderma reesei QM6a
Lineage: Eukaryota; Fungi; Ascomycota; Sordariomycetes; Hypocreales; Hypocreaceae
Exons: 1
Coding region: 1-1494 (497 amino acids)
Biological process (GO): threonyl-tRNA aminoacylation
Cellular component (GO): cytoplasm
Molecular function (GO): ATP binding; threonine-tRNA ligase activity
Source: RefSeq, a predicted model, not a curated record